This is a messenger RNA of Paraglomus occultum, 2310 nucleotides long. The record is from the annotation of a GenBank genome assembly. NCBI's taxonomy places the organism in Eukaryota, Fungi, Glomeromycota, Glomeromycetes, Paraglomerales, Paraglomeraceae.
AUGGAAGAAGGCAGCCUGAUAUUAAACAUAGUCAAUUCGGUACCUGAUAAUGACAACAAGAGCUUACGUUCUCAGUGGAAAGAUGCAGGCGGAAGUUGGAAAGAAAAGAACAGAAUUAGAAGAAAUUUGAAGAAAACUUCAUGGAAGGCUAACAAGACAGAGGGAAGCAAUAAUCCAAUAGCUACUACAUCAACUGUGCCAUCACCCAUUACCAAGGAGAGAUCAGAUAAUAAGGUAAAAUUGCUUCCAAGCACGGAGGUAAUUUCUUCUCUUUUCACUCAUAAUCCGGAAAUACCACACUUGCCUCAAUCUCCACGUGAUAACAGCCAUCUGAAUCCAAGUAAUGCUCCAAGUAAAGAUGCACUACCUUUUUCCAGCAUGGGACUGGAUGAUGAUCUCUCUAGGCAUUUAGAAGACGAAUUACAAAUACGACAACCGACCAACAUUCAAUCGAAAGCUAUUCCGUUCAUUCUGGCGAGCGUCAAUGAUCACGGCAGUCACGUCGAUGCGGACGUUAAACCGGCAGAUAUCAUAAUACAAGCCGAAACAGGAUCGGGAAAGACAUUAACAUAUCUGCUUCCUAUAAUUCACUGUCUGUUGCGUUCUUCAAGAGAAGCAAGUAAUCUAUCACGACAGGUGAAUCUUACUCGGUCGAUCGGUACACUAGCAAUCAUACUGGUUCCUACCAGAGAACUUACUAAACAAAUACUGUCUGUCAUCGAGUCUCUGCUUAAGAAAUCGUCGUUUAAAUCAGGACAGAGCCAUUUAUUGCACUGGUUAGUCCCAGGCACUGUUGUAGGAGGUGAGAAUAAGAACCAUGAAAAGAAUAGGAUAAGGAAAGGUAUCAACAUACUAGUAAGCACACCCGGUCGGCUACUAGAUCACUUGCAGAAUACAAAGUCAUUUGCACUCGAUAGUCUUCGAUGGUUAGUACUCGAUGAGGCUGAUCGACUGCUGGAGCUGGGAUUCGAAGAGACACUUGAACAGAUUGUUAAAUUACUCAAAGUAAGAAGCGAAAAUCAUAACAAUUCUCCAAACCCUUUUGCACAAGCUCCAUCGUGGCCCACGUUUAGACGCACUAUUCUAUGCUCAGCCACUGCUAGAGAUGAUAUUCGUCAGUUUGCUGGAUACACACUCGUCGAUCCAGUAUACAUUAACGCAGAUGAUAUUGGAUCUAGCGAUAACGUAGGCGUUAAAGUUGAGGCAGUAGACUCAUCGUCAGACGCUACAAAAUAUUCCACACCAAAGCAACUCAAACAUAAAUAUGUAAUAACGCCUGCCAAAUUACGACUUGUUACCCUGACAGCAAUAUUAAAAUCUACGUUCCGAACUCAUCAUCAUGGACUUUCAACAUGUCGUAAAGUCAUUGUAUUCAUAUCCUGUUGCGAUUCGGUUGAUUUUCAUUUUGAUUUAUUCGCCAAUACUAAUGCAGCCAACAUACUCACGCCAGAAGACGUGGAAGACGUUCAAACGACAGAGACGACGACAGCAAACAUCGAGCAACAUACGAUUGAUUACUAUAAAUCAGUUCGGCUGGUUGGCAGCGUUAUUCCCAAUAUCGGGUUAUAUAGAUUACAUGGGGACCUGCCACAAAUAAUACGCAUAAAGACAUUGCAACAGUUCAGCGAGGCCAAUUCGGGCAUUCUCUUUUGCACAGAUGUUGCGGCCAGAGGACUCGAUCUUCCGUAUAUAGAAAAGAUAAUUCAAUACGAUCCACCGUUAGAUUUGUUGGAUUAUGUACAUCGAGUGGGAAGAACCGCCAGGUUGGGUAAAAACGGAGAAUCAAUCAUAUUCUUAUUACCGAGCGAAAUCGAUUAUCUGAACGUGCUAAGCAGCAUAAAACCCGAAGCGUUGCAAGUGGAAUCCAUAUUGGAGACUUUGGCGUCGUCAAAGCAUAAGGAAUAUGAGGUCGAAGCUACUAAUAUUCAGUUGGAUUUCGAGCGAUACGUUCUUUCGGAUCCAAAGUAUACUGAACUUGCUCGUAUGGCAUUCUUGAGCCAUCUACGCGCAUACGCUGCCCACCCGUCUUCGGAAAAACAUAUAUUUCAUGUUAAAAAAUUACACAUGGGACACAUGGCAAAGAGCUUUGCACUGAGAGACGCACCAUCGAACAUUGACGUCAAUCACAAGAGCAUGGAACAUAAGAAACGUGUUGGACAGAAAAAGGGAAAAGCUAGUGGCAAGAGAAACGAGCUAGAUAAUAAGACGGCGGCGUUAAAAACAAAGCGAAAAUAUGACAACAGUGAAUUUGCUGUUCCCGAUCUGUCAAAUUUAUCAGGACCGACUACCAAAAAAAAGAGAAAAAAAUAA